Suillus discolor is the source of this 561-nucleotide messenger RNA. RefSeq lists its product as uncharacterized. The record is from RefSeq and is a predicted model, not a curated record. The transcript has a single exon. The annotation marks the transcript as partial. Lineage: Eukaryota; Fungi; Basidiomycota; Agaricomycetes; Boletales; Suillaceae.
CUAUGGCAGCAAAUUAGCAAAGCCCUCCAACGACGUUCUGAUGCUAUUCAGAAUGCCAUCAACCAUUACAACACCCAGGCUGCUGCUUUGGUCCCCCCUCGGCUGACACUGGCAUGGAAAGACAUUGUUGAAUAUAGCUUCCUUGGCGAGUUUGACCUCUUGUGGCACUCACGUACUGACAUCCAUGAUAAUGAUUGGACUGCGCCUGCUCAUCGUGAAGCCACCAUGAAAUACUUCAAGCUUCAAUGCGCUCAUGAAGAAAUUCAGCGUCUCAAUGUUGAAGUCCGUCAUCUGCGCACAGCAAUUCAUGAUGAAGAAGUUAAAACCAUUGCAACCAUUCGUCGGCUCCUGGAGCUAGAUCACACGCUGACACUGGAGUUGAAACAUCAUUAUCAAGCACGUGCUACAGUCAAUGCCGUGCAUCUGUUCCGAUUAGGUCAACUGGAGUCGCAGCAUAUGUUUUCAGGCAGACGGGGCAUUGGUGUCCGGCUUGGAAGUCCUUCAUUGUCACCGCACAAUCAGUCAGAGGCAACAAGUUCAUCACCACACGCUGGUCUGUAG